UAGAUGAACAAGUGGCUGGUGUUGCUUUUGCUAUAAAAAUAAUUACAAGAAAAGAGACCCAAAAACUGUCAUACGUUUCUGGGGUUUUAUUCUUCUUGUGUUGAGGGAUUUAAUUCGUCAUGUGGGUCCACUUCAGUUUUUGUUUGGUUUUAAUAGCAACAUCAAAUAAUUAAAGGGUUUCAACUUCUAUCUGAAUUUUGAGAUCUGCUUAAAUUUUCUCUUUCUUUCUUUCCGUUAAUUGAGGAUAAGAUGGUUUUGGGGUUUAGAGGGAGGUUUUUUGGUCUGUUUGAUUGAUUCUUUGUAACCAUAAUAAUAAUGGGUUCUUCUUGUUUUGGUUGAAAUUGAUAAGUUUUUCUUUUUCGAAGGAGGAUGAAUUGGGUUUUAUGGGAAUUCAAGGCUUGUUGGAUUGGAAUUGGAAAGGUUUAGAAAAACAUUUUUUCUUUUUGUUGGAUUUGAGGUUGUUGAUGGUGUGACUGGGUUAAAGAUUAAGGUUUUAUCUUAGGAUGGAUGAAUCACAGGGCAGUCCGAACUCGCUGCCGCCUUUUCUUGCAAAGACGUAUGAGAUGGUGGAUGAUCCUUCGACGGAUUCAAUUGUUUCUUGGAGUCAGAGCAAUAAGAGUUUUACCGUAUGGGAUCCACCGGAGUUUGCCAGGGAUUUGCUGCCCAGAUUUUUUAAGCAUAAUAACUUCUCUAGCUUCAUCAGACAGCUCAAUACUUAUGGUUUUAGGAAAAUUGAUCCCGAGCAAUGGGAAUUUGCUAAUGAAGAUUUUAUAAGAGGUCAACCAUUUCUAAUGAAGAACAUCCAUAGACGGAAGCCAGUUCAUAGCCAUUCGUUGCAGAAUCUUCAAGGACAAGGCUCUAAUCUGCUGACUGAUUCAGAAAGACAGAGUAUGAAGGAUGAUAUAGAGAGGCUUAAACGUGAUAAAGAAGCACUUAUUUUGGAGUUACAAAUGCAGGAACAAGAGCGGAAAGGAUUUGAGAUGCAAAUUGAGGGUUUGAAAGAGAAGUUGCAACAAAUGGAACGAAGACAACAAACUAUGGUAUCUUUUGUGACCCGAGUAUUGCCUAAACCAGGUCUCGCCUUAAAUCUAAUGCCGCAGUUGGAAGGUCAUGAUAGAAAGAGAAGGCUGCCGAGAAUUGGUUGUCUACACAGUGAAGCCAGUAGUAAUGAGGAUAAUCACACGGUGACUUCCCAAGCUCUGUCUAGAGAAAAUGCAGAUGGUAAUUCUUUUGCCCUGUUAAACAUGGAGCAGUUUGAGCAAUUGGAAUCAUCCCUGACAUUCUGGGAGAAUAUGGUAAAUGAUGUUGUUCAAACCCACAGUCAUAACGCCAAAACGAUAGAGAUGGAUGAGUCUACAAGUGGUGCAGAAAGUCCAGCUAUAUCUUGUGCACAACUCAUUCUUGAUUUUCGCCCUAAAACACCUGGUAUUGACAUGAAUUCUGAACCUUCUAUAGCUGUUGUGCCAGAGCCUGUUUCACCGAAGGAACAACCUGCUGGGACUGCUCCCGCUGUGGCAACUGGAGUCAACGAUGUAUUCUGGGAACAGUUUUUAACUGAGAAUCCUGGUUCAACUGACACACAGGAAGUUCAAUCUGAAAGAAAGGAUUCUGAUGGUAGAAAAAAUGAAAUAAAACCUGGUGAUCCCAGAAAAUUCUGGUGGGAUAUGAGGAAUGUAAAUAAUCUUACAGAGCAGAUGGGGCAUCUUACUCCUGCUGAAAGAACUUGACUUUGGUUGAUAAUUUUCUCAACUUCUGAUGCCUCAGGGACACACAUGUAAUAAAUUAGGAAUGAUUGGUUCAAUGAGGUUGCAUUAUAUUUUAUAUUUUGAUCUCAUUGUGAUCUCUUAUUUCAUAUUACGUUUCCCUUGUCAAUAUUAAGUUGUAUUAUAGCUUGCAUGGUUACAGAGUCGCAGACUCCUGUUUAGCUUUGCCUCUUUUGUUAUACAGUAGUAACCAUACAGUUAUUAAACACUGUCUAUCAGUCUUAGCAAUGAAAAUUCCUUUGUAACCUUUCUGUA
Molecule: messenger RNA, 2018 nt
Organism: Populus nigra (black poplar)
Lineage: Eukaryota; Viridiplantae; Streptophyta; Magnoliopsida; Malpighiales; Salicaceae
Product: heat stress transcription factor A-4c-like
Exons: 2
Coding region: 504-1727 (407 amino acids)
Biological process (GO): regulation of transcription by RNA polymerase II
Cellular component (GO): nucleus
Molecular function (GO): RNA polymerase II cis-regulatory region sequence-specific DNA binding; DNA-binding transcription factor activity
Source: RefSeq, a predicted model, not a curated record